Musa acuminata subsp. malaccensis (wild Malaysian banana) is the source of this 1350-nucleotide messenger RNA. Its product is annotated as translation initiation factor IF3-2, chloroplastic. The record is from RefSeq and is a predicted model, not a curated record. Gene Ontology annotation, biological process: ribosome disassembly; translational initiation. NCBI's taxonomy places the organism in Eukaryota, Viridiplantae, Streptophyta, Magnoliopsida, Zingiberales, Musaceae. Gene Ontology annotation, molecular function: ribosome binding; translation initiation factor activity.
AGGAAGAACCUCCCCCCAUCAGUAACUAGUCGUCGUCUUUUCCUCUCCCUUGCCACUCGGGAAGAGAUCGAGAGGAAGGAGGGUCUGAGAUUCCUCCUCCUCCUCCUCCUUCUUUUCCUUUGUUUGAUUGAAGUUAAAGCAUGGCCAGAAUCGCUAUCUGUUCUUUCAAUCCCUCGCCCUCCUUGUCUCCCGCGGCACCCAACCCGUCGAGGCGCCUCCCCUUGGUGCCGCUACCCCUCCGGCUCAAAUUCUCCCGGAACCGGAUCGGCGGUCGCCGUCCCCUCGCCGCGGUGGUCGCCCGCUACGGCGGCGGCGGUGGGUACCGCCCUGGCCCAUCCCGGAGGCGCCCGAGAGAUGGCCGCGCCGCCGCAGAUCCCGACUACGACCCUGCCCUCGACCUUGACAGGAUCAAGUCAUCUUCUGUAAGGUUAUUAGACGAGCAACAAAAUAUGCUUGGUGUAGUGUCAAUAGAUGAAGCCGUAAGAAUGGCAGAUGAUGCUGAUCUAAUUCUGGCAAUUUUGUCCAUAGAUGCAGACCCUCCUGUGCUUCGCCUCUUUGAGAGUACAGAUUACAAAAAACACAAGUACGAGCAGCAAAAGAAGAAACGAGUGCAACAAAAGAGAUCUGCCGCAAACCGCAUGGACAUUAAGGAACUUAAAAUGGGGUACAACAUUGACUCUCAUGAUUACUCUGUGCGGUUAAAAGCUGCUCAGAAGUUCCUUAAAGAUGGAGAUAAGGUUAAGGUCAUUGUUCACUUGAAAGGCCGGGAAAAUGAGUUCAGGAAUAUUGCUAUCGAACUUCUUCAGCGUUUUCAGAGUGACAUUGGGGAGCUGGCAACUGAGGAGAGUAAAAACUUCAGCGAAAGAAACAUCUUCAUGGUUCUCAUGCCCAACAAAGCAGUUCUGCAAAAAAACCAGGAACAGCCAAAGAAAAAGGAAAAACCAGUUACAGAAGUUUCUGCAAGUGUUUAGCUUUGUGAGAGUGUCUUGGAAUCAUGGCAAGAGGUUUCAUGGGGCAGGCUGAGGUGAUUGCUCAACUACUUAAUGUAAAUAUCAAAGCAGUGGAUGAUAGAAUCGGAUGGUAAAACUGAUCUUGUCACCGUGGCCACAAGAUCAUUUUUCAUAUUAUUAUUGUGGAAAUAAUUCCCAGGUAAUGGUUCUGAUUGCUGUUUUCAUCUUUUCCAUCCACAGUCUGCCUUGAAGAUUUAUAGCUUCUAAUUAUGGGCCGUAGAGUUUUGUUUAGUAUAGUAGAGAAUGCAUUGUGGCAAGUAACAAGCAAAUCUUUUUGUAUGAGUCAGCAUGUGGAUACUAAUUAUCUUAGUUUAUGAAGAGGCCAUGAUAAUUAUCAAUU